This is a messenger RNA of Guillardia theta CCMP2712, 837 nucleotides long. RefSeq lists its product as hypothetical. The record is from RefSeq and is a predicted model, not a curated record. The coding region runs from base 1 to 837 and encodes 278 amino acids. The transcript has 7 exons. NCBI's taxonomy places the organism in Eukaryota, Cryptophyceae, Pyrenomonadales, Geminigeraceae.
AUGGAGGACUGGCGGGUUGACAUAGCGGCGGCGAUCGGGAGGGGCACGACGGAUGCUCAGGCCUGUCACCCACUACGAUGUGCUCCGACACUGGUGAAGCAGCGGGCGAUGUACGGCAUCCCAGAUGUGUUCCGUGGCAUCGUCUGGCAGAAGCUGUCCGGAGCAGACGCGAUGAGACAGAGCCAUCCGUCUCGGUAUGCGCAAUACUGCAGGAUGAGCGCAAGUGCAGAUGGGAGAAUAAAGCGCGACUUAGCAAGAACCAUGCCUAGGAAUGAGUUUUUCAGCGAGCGAGGCCGAGGAGGUCAGGUGCUUCUCUUCAACGUCGCACACGCGUAUGCAGCAUAUGAUGACGAGGUGGGAUACAGUCAAGGAAUGAACUUCUUGUGUGCCAUCCUACUGCUCCACAUGCGUCAGGAGCAUGCAUUCUGGGUUCUGGUCUGUCAGCUAGUAACGAUCAUGAAUCACCUCGCCUGCCAGCUGGCUGUGGAGCUCUUCAAGCUCGAUCGCCUCAUUCUGUCUUGCACGCCUUCGCUGCAUCAGCACUUUGCGGAGCAAGGCUUUGACGUUACAACCUUCACGUCGGAGUGGCUCCUCACGCUGUUCGCCUACUCGUUCCCCCUCAACUUCACCUACCGGGUGUGGGAUGUCUUCUUCAUCAAGGGUUUCACCUACAUCCUUCAGGUCGCCAUCGCCAUCAUCCGUCAGUUCGAAGGCGACCUGCUGGCCCUUUCGUUCGAAGAGAUUGUCUUCCUCUUGCGCGACAUCCCCUCAAGGCUUCACCGUGAGCCCAAACUAGCCGACGCGGUGAGUCUUCUCUUCCUUCUCCUCCUUCCUUGA